AUGGCAAGAACGAAACAGACUAAGAGGAAAAAGAAAAAUCAAGGAAUUGGAGGGAAAGGGUCGAAAAAAAGGAAAACUGAUGAUCAACAGCAAGAUGGCUACAGUGAUAUUGUGAGAGAAAAUCCACAAUUUGAAAAAUACUAUAAAGGGCUAGGUUUUAUUCCCCCAGAAGAAUGGGAUUCAUUUAUGUCAGCAUUACGUGAGAACCUACCAGUAACAUUUCGUAUCACAGGAACAAGAUCUUGGGCACAUAGUGUCCUGUCUUGCUUGGAACGAAGGUAUUUCAGUGAGAUUAGUGGUCUUGAGGUGGAUGGUGAGCGGAUACCUCCACCACGACCCCUUGAAUGGUAUCCUGAUAAUUUAGGAUGGCAUGUCUCAUUGUCUCGGAAAGCAAUUCGAAAAUCACCUCUCUUGUCAAAAUUUCAUUCUUUCCUUGUUAAGGAAAGUGAUCAGGGGAACAUUAGUCGUCAAGAAGCAGUCAGUAUGAUCCCUCCAUUGUUGCUAGGGGUGGAGCCUCAUCACCAUGUUCUCGAUAUGUGCGCUGCACCUGGUUCUAAGACAUCACAACUUAUUGAGUUAUUACAUGGGGGUGUGGUUAUUGCUAACGAUGCAGACAAUAAACGCUGUUAUAUGUUAGUACAUCAAGCUAAGAGGUUAAACAGUCCGUGUUUGAUGGUUACCAAUCAUGACGCCUCUAUAUUUCCUAUCCUUUAUUAUCAUGAUGAGAAAGAUGUGCGACAUCCUUUGUUUUUUGAUAGAGUACUCUGUGAUGUACCUUGCAGUGGUGAUGGGACUCUUAGGAAGAACCCUACAAUAUGGAAUUCUUGGAAUCCUGGAUUAGCACUUUCACUUUCAUCGGUAUUGAUGGAUAGAUAUAUAGGUAGAUGACUGAAAUAUUUUUUUAGGCUUCAGCUUCGAAUAUUAACAAGGGGUCUGGAAUUAUUGAAACCUGGUGGUCGAUUAGUUUACUCAACAUGUUCAUUAAAUCCAAUAGAAAAUGAAGCAGUCAUUGGAGCAGCUAUAAGAAUAUGUAAAGGAUCAGUUGAAGUUGUAGACUGUUCCCAUGAGCUACCUGGUUUAAAAAGAAUUCCAGGAGUAUCAAAAUGGAAGGUGAAUAAAAUUGAAGAAAGAAUUGUUAUUGAAAGAAGCUCCACCCACAUGAGUCACAUGGUUCAAUUGUCAAUGUUCCCACCUACUUUAGAGGAAUCUAAUAAUUUUCAUCUUGAGAGAUGUAUUCGUAUCCUUCCACAUCAUCAAGACACUGGUGGUUUCUUUGUGGCCGUCAUACAAAAAAACAAACAGUUACCUUGGCAACAUCAAGUCACACCCAAACAAACAAUUUCAGAAGAGGCUUCUAGUCAAAUUGAAAUGAGCUUAGAAGACUUUACCAAAGUACCUCCACAUGAGAGUGGGAGUGCUUUGGAAGAACUUCCUAAGAGUGGAGUGGCUUAG
Molecule: messenger RNA, 1452 nt
Organism: Gigantopelta aegis
Lineage: Eukaryota; Metazoa; Mollusca; Gastropoda; Neomphalida; Peltospiridae
Product: RNA cytosine C(5)-methyltransferase NSUN2-like
Biological process (GO): tRNA methylation
Cellular component (GO): cytoplasm; nucleus
Molecular function (GO): tRNA (cytidine-N5)-methyltransferase activity; tRNA binding
Source: RefSeq, a predicted model, not a curated record